UUCUGUUGGUUGCACAAGGCAGGACACCAUGGCUGCGACGCUGACGGAAGCGGGAACAGGUCCUGCGGCCACCAGGGAGUUCGUCGAGGGUUGGACUUUGGCCCAAACUCUGGGCGAAGGUGCCUACGGCGAGGUAAAGCUGCUAAUCAACCGGCAGACUGGCGAAGCUGUGGCCAUGAAAAUGGUGGAUCUAAAAAAACAUCCGGAUGCAGCGAACUCGGUGCGAAAGGAAGUCUGCAUACAGAAGAUGCUCCAGGACACGCAUAUUCUCCGAUUUUUCGGCAAACGUUCGCAGGGCAGCGUGGAGUACAUAUUCUUGGAAUACGCCGCCGGCGGGGAGCUAUUCGAUCGAAUAGAGCCCGAUGUGGGAAUGCCGCAGCAUGAGGCUCAGAGGUAUUUUACACAGCUGUUGUCCGGACUCAAUUAUCUGCAUCAGCGUGGUAUCGCUCAUCGGGACCUGAAGCCGGAAAAUCUGCUGCUUGAUGAGCAUGACAACGUGAAAAUAUCGGACUUUGGCAUGGCUACUAUGUUUAGGUGCAAGGGCAAGGAGCGACUGCUGGACAAACGCUGCGGCACCUUGCCGUAUGUGGCUCCCGAGGUGCUCCAGAAGGCAUAUCACGCGCAGCCGGCGGAUCUUUGGUCGUGUGGUGUUAUAUUGGUUACAAUGCUGGCGGGUGAGCUGCCCUGGGAUCAGCCUUCCACCAAUUGCACGGAGUUUACCAACUGGAGGGAUAACGAUCACUGGCAAAUGCAGACUCCUUGGAGCAAACUGGACACCUUGGCUAUUUCGCUGCUUCGCAAGCUUUUGGCCACCAGUCCUGGCACGCGUCUGACCCUGGAGAAAACUCUGGAUCACAAAUGGUGCAACAUGCAGUUUGCAGACAAUGAACGUUCCUAUGACCUAGUGGACUCGGCGGCUGCUCUGGAGAUAUGCUCGCCAAAGGCUAAGAGGCAGCGUCUGCAGUCGAGUGCCCACUUGAGUAAUGGCCUGGAUGACUCCAUCUCCCGGAACUACUGCUCUCAGCCCAUGCCUACGAUGCGCAGCGACGAUGACUUCAAUGUAAGACUGGGCAGUGGUUGCUCCAAAGAGGAUGGAGGCAAUCGCCAGGCGUUGGCCCAAGAGGCUCGGCUCAGUUACUCAUUUUCGCAACCAGCUCUUCUGGAUGAUCUCCUACUGGCCACCCAGAUGAACCAAACGCAGAACGCCUCCCAGAACUAUUUCCAGCGUUUGGUGAGGAGAAUGACCCGAUUCUUUGUGACGACGAGAUGGGAUGACACUAUCAAGCGAUUGGUGGGAACCAUCGAAAGACUGGGUGGCUAUACGUGCAAAGUCGGCGACGACGGAGUGGUCACCAUUUCGACUGUCGAUCGGAAUAAGCUGCGAUUGCUUUUCAAGGCGCACAUUAUAGAGAUGGAUGGCAAGAUUCUUGUGGACUGCCGGCUGUCAAAGGGUUGCGGCUUGGAGUUUAAACGACGCUUUAUAAAGAUCAAAAACGCUCUGGAGGAUAUCGUGCUCAAAGGACCCACCACCUGGCCAAUAGCGAUUGCUACCAAUUCGGUGCCUUAGCUCAUAGUUUUAUUCGACCUAUAAAACCUCUCAUGUAUUUGGUUAUAUUUACAUUUGCCUAGCCUAUAAGAACAACUCAUGCAUCACAUUCGAUCAGAAUCAUAUAAACUUCUCAAUGUGCUAACUUAUUUUUAAUUCAUUGCAUUGUUUACGAGUACGUUAUGUAUUGCUAAGCGGGCUCUCUUAAGAUUUUAAUUUUGUUGAAUUUUAAAGCGAAUAUCGAGUAUUGAAACUAGUUAGUUUAAAUGUUAUCGAACAAUAAAUCUAAUGCGAUUUUGAGUAAAA
Messenger RNA from Drosophila santomea, 1852 nucleotides. It is a transcript of the gene grp, whose product is annotated as serine/threonine-protein kinase grp. The transcript has 6 exons. The record is from RefSeq and is a predicted model, not a curated record. Gene Ontology annotation, biological process: DNA damage checkpoint signaling; protein phosphorylation; microtubule cytoskeleton organization. Gene Ontology annotation, molecular function: tau-protein kinase activity; protein serine/threonine kinase activity; ATP binding. Gene Ontology annotation, cellular component: cytoplasm. The coding region runs from base 29 to 1567 and encodes 512 amino acids. NCBI's taxonomy places the organism in Eukaryota, Metazoa, Arthropoda, Insecta, Diptera, Drosophilidae.